Acipenser ruthenus (sterlet) is the source of this 1076-nucleotide messenger RNA. Its product is annotated as speriolin-like protein. The record is from RefSeq and is a predicted model, not a curated record. NCBI's taxonomy places the organism in Eukaryota, Metazoa, Chordata, Actinopteri, Acipenseriformes, Acipenseridae. Bases 154 to 1032 code for a protein of 292 amino acids. The transcript is spliced from 4 exons.
UUUGAGCAGCGACACCUAUCGCCAAAAGAUAAUAGCAAGCUGUUUUUUACUGGGGUCAUUCCGUCUAACGGUGAAGCGGCAUAACGAGGCUACUCUUGCUUAGGUGAUUCAAGUGCGUUCUAGUGAACACGUGCACUGCUGUAUGGCCUAUCUAUGGACGUCUUAGGGAGCUAUGGCGUGCUGAAAAGAGAGAACGAGAGGCUACACAGUGAGAACGAAGAGCUGAAAGUCAUGGUGGCCUUGAUGAAGGAGAACAUGGAUCUGCGGUCCAGAAGCAGUGCACUGGAAGGGAACACACAGAGAUGCUCUAUCCCUGGAAGUAGCUCUCUGAGAACAAGUGGAGUAGGAUCAGGAAAACAAUCCAUUUUGUGGGAUGACACUUUGGAGGAGGGUCAGUUGUCCAGAGAGCUUCUGACAAAGUCACACAGAACAUCUUCUCCCUUGGUUCUCAGUGCCCUGUCUAAAGAUGCAUACUCAUAUUACAGUCCUGACAAAAGCAGCUUUCAACCUUUCCGGGUAACAGAAGAAAGGACCCGCUCUGCAAGGCAUGGAACUACAGAUCUCUCCCACCAGGAAAUGGAGCGUGCUGUUGGGGAGAUUGCCUUCCAGUUAGACCGCAGGAUCCUGUCCUAUGUAUUUUUAGGGCGGGCCAGGCUCUAUGGAUUCACUGUGUCCAACAUUCCCGAUAAGAUCGCCCAGGUUUCCACAAACCAGCUGAGUGGGAAGGUGGAUGAAGCCCUCCGGUCCCAGAUGACGUGGCGCUACGCUGAGCUGAUGGAGAAGCUCAAGCGACUCGGCUACAACCCACAACUGCACCCCCAAUUCAGCGAGUACGUUGUCAACACCUAUGGCAUCCUGAAGCAGCGGCCCGAGGCCUGCACCGCGCAGCUCAAAGGUUACAAUGACCCCGACAGCCUGAGGAAGAUGGUGAUUGAAAUAGUCCCAGUUGCGAUGCUCAAAGAUACCCUGCUCCUCCUCAGCUGUCUGUGCUACCUGGCAAGGCAGGAUGAGAAGGCUCUGUUCACCUGGUAGUGCAGCUGCUUGACAACAGAUAAUAAAGCUGUGACAAACUGUGA